AUGAGCAUGACAUGGACAUCGCCUUGGACUGCCUAUGAGGCUCUCAAGCUGCUUGGGGCGGGCGGCUACGGCCAGGUCUAUCUCGCCCGCCACGUCGCCACCGACCACAUCGUUGCGCUCAAGGCCUUGCCGCUUGCGACCAGCGACCCUGCAAGCGCUCGGCGCGAGAUUGAGAUUGCUGCCCACGUGCGCCACCCCAACCUCGUCCAGAUCUACGAGGCCAAGUUUACGGUAUCGUACCUGCUCUUGGCGACAGAACAAUUGGGCGAGGACAGCCGAGUAUUCGAGACUCGGAACCGAUGCGAUCCGGUCGGUUGUGUCGCCGUCAACGGCGUCGACAUUGUCGUCAAGAUACUUCUUGAGUGGAAUGACGUCUUGGUCAUCGUUGAUGAUGACCUCGCGCUCGAUCGCGUCGGUUUCGGCGGCCAUGCGAUCGCGCAUUUCUGUGCUGUCGUCGAUAGUGACUUCAACGUAGCCCGGAUGGUCCACGCCUUUCCGACGUAA
Saprolegnia diclina VS20 is the source of this 504-nucleotide messenger RNA. RefSeq lists its product as hypothetical. Gene Ontology annotation, biological process: mitotic spindle organization; regulation of cytokinesis; protein phosphorylation. Gene Ontology annotation, cellular component: spindle microtubule; chromosome passenger complex; spindle midzone. The transcript is spliced from 2 exons. Lineage: Eukaryota; Oomycota; Saprolegniomycetes; Saprolegniales; Saprolegniaceae. Bases 1 to 504 code for a protein of 167 amino acids. Gene Ontology annotation, molecular function: protein kinase activity; ATP binding. The record is from RefSeq and is a predicted model, not a curated record.